AUGUCUGUUUUACAACUGGAAGAGAACAAGAAAUCUCCGAAGAAAAGGUAAACCAAUCAAACUAACUUCAACAAUGGUAGAGUAUUAAACACUUGAAUGAAUGAUGACUUCACUUGGUGUGUAGAACUAGUAUGGUGUGUUGGGUUUAUAAUCCAAGUGAGUACAUUCGCAAUUUAAGACCUGACCAGGAACGAUUGCAGAAAAUGCAACACUAGGUUCUGUGGUAUUAAAAAAUCGAAUCCAUAGCCUUGUGAUUCCAGAAAAAUUGAUAUAGUUUGUUUACAUUUAUAUUCACUGUUUCUAGCAUGGUAUGGUCAAAGGCAAAAGAGCUAAUCCUACUGAAAGAAAUUGCAGCAGAAGGUGUUAUGUCAAAUAAACCCCGGUCCAGAGAGCGUGGUAUGCAGUGGCAAAGAAUUUCCGAUAACAUCACUGCACUAGGGCAAGGAGUCACAUCACGGGCAAUCAGAGAUCACUACAAUGUGAUGGCAAAAAAGUAUAGGGCAAGAAUGGCACAAGAAGAAAGAUCAACGGGUGAAGGUGGUGCUGAACUGACAGAGGCUGAAAGUUUGUUGGAGGAAUUGAUCCAUAUUGAAGGGGAGAUGGAAAGACAGGUUGAAAAUGAAAAUGAAGAAAACCAACAAAGGAUUGAACAAGAGCGAGGUCAGGCACUGGAGAUGAGAGAACGGGCAAUGGAGACACUUGGACAAACUAGGAAGAGGACAAAAGAGGAGAAGGUCAGGAGACAUGAUGAAAUGGUUGCAAGAAAGGGUAGAGUUGGAGAAAGAAGAUAA
Paramuricea clavata is the source of this 791-nucleotide messenger RNA. The record is from the annotation of a GenBank genome assembly. Lineage: Eukaryota; Metazoa; Cnidaria; Anthozoa; Malacalcyonacea; Plexauridae.